AUGAAAACCUCCCUCCUCCAAACCUGGACCCUCCUCGCCCUAGUCACAUCAGUGCACGGCCUCUGCGACGGCACGCCCGACGACACGUGGCGGCACCUGAACUCAUGCAGCUAUCCCAACGACCCGGACUGCAACACGCGUUGCCAGGCCGCAGGGUUUGGCUGUGCUCGUCUUGUUUGGGAUGUGGGUGUGGGAUGGAUGGUAGAUGCUGAGCUGAGACGGUCACUACGGCUUUGA
This is a messenger RNA of Chaetomium globosum CBS 148.51, 237 nucleotides long. RefSeq lists its product as uncharacterized. The transcript has 3 exons. The record is from RefSeq and is a predicted model, not a curated record. Lineage: Eukaryota; Fungi; Ascomycota; Sordariomycetes; Sordariales; Chaetomiaceae. Bases 1 to 237 code for a protein of 78 amino acids.